AUCUCCCACUCACACUGGCCCCCAUCGAAUAUAUCUCUUUUCCAUCGCAGAACAUUUAGAAGACACACCUACGCAACCUCACUCUAAAAUGACCAAAGAAAAAGAGAUAUCCCAGAACACAUGGCUAACGCCCACAUAGCCUCUGGAGAUGGCCGCCGUGUCUUGUGCUCUUGUAUUUCCAUUUUCCUUCUCUUGGCUGGGGUCACUGCCCUGACGGUUUGGCUCGUCUACCGCCCCUACAAGCCUCAGUUCACUGUCAUGGACGCUGCCGUCUACAGUCUCAACGCUACCUCACCUUUUAUCUUCACUUCCAUGCAGUUUACUAUCGCUACCAGAAACCCCAAUAAGAGAGUCUCCAUCUUCUACGACGCGCUAACUGCCUACGUUUCCUACAGGAACCAGCCAAUAACCCCUCUGGUAAUGCUGCCACCGCUUUACCACGAGAAAAAGAGCACGGUGGUACUAUCCCCCGUGUUGGGUGACGGGGAAGUAGUGUCAGUGUCGGCAGAGCUGGUGAAUGAGCUGGCGAUGGACGAGACUUACGGAGUGGUGCCGUUGACGGUGGUAUUAAUGGGGAGGUUGAGGUGGAAGGCGGGUGCAAUAAAGACGAUCAGGUACGAGAUUUAUGUGAGAUGUGAUGUUUGGGUGGGUUUGAAGAAUGGUUCUGUAGGGGUGGUGCCCUUGCUUCGGGCUCCUCCUUGUAAAGUUGAUAUAUGAAAGCAUGAUAGAUGGAAGGCUAAUUUGCAACUUGUUAUGCUCUAAUUUGCUAUUUUCUUAACUACGUUAUGUCAUGUCUGUAGACAAGAUCGAAAGAGAGGUUCAAACAGAGAAAAUCAUGUCUUCUGUUGGUUAAAAUUAUUUUCUUACGACUUCUGGAGAAAACUGAUUGCUUCUUGUGAUGAUCUCAUGUCUUCUGUUGGUUUGUAAUUUACUUCAAAAAAACAAAAAAAUCAGGAGUGC
Rubroshorea leprosula is the source of this 960-nucleotide messenger RNA. The record is from the annotation of a GenBank genome assembly. Lineage: Eukaryota; Viridiplantae; Streptophyta; Magnoliopsida; Malvales; Dipterocarpaceae.